Molecule: messenger RNA, 1250 nt
Organism: Owenia fusiformis
Lineage: Eukaryota; Metazoa; Annelida; Polychaeta; Sabellida; Oweniidae
Source: the annotation of a GenBank genome assembly
CGAUUUAUAAACACUAAUUGUGAUUGAUUAUUAAUAUUUAUUUGGCGUUUUGGAUAAAUUGUAACACAUCGUAUUGCUAGUUACCAAGAAGUAAGUGAUAUAUCGAAGAAGUAAGAGUAAGAGGCUGUCAUGAUAUCCAUUUGUGCAUUCCUCAUUCUUUUGGUUCCAUCAGUCAUCCAUGCACAGGUACCAGCUGGAUGUCCUCUGGAUUGCCCUCUGGAUCUUCAAAUUAUACAGGACAUAUCAUGUAGUAUAAAAGAAGUUAACAAAUAUCAAGUACAGGAUUUCCUCAUAGCAUUUGCAGAGGCACUUAGCCCUUGUAUUGGCAAGGGUGAUACAAAAACACAGAUGGGGUUGAUAAGUUAUGACAAAUUUUCCUACAAUAAUUUCUAUCUGAAUGAGUACAGUUCGGGAGCAGCUAUAGCAGAUGCUAUAGCCAAAAUGGACUGGAACCACGAAAAUAUUAACGAAGGAGGACGAUGUGGUACAGCAACAUAUAAAGCGCUAAACGAUGCGAGAAAAGUGGCUCUUACAGAAGCACAUGGUGUAAGAGAUCCAUUGGGUAUAAAAUCACCACCUAUAAAGAAGGUGGUUAUUGUGCUAACUGAUGGUGCUACACACCCCAAAACAAAGUCAGGCGCCACUAUCCAGGCCGCUCGGGAUCUCAAAACAGAUUCUGGUGUUACGUCAUUUGCCAUUGAAUUACCAAAUCAUAAGAUGAAUAAUGACCCUGAGAUGCAAGCCCGUGGAACAAAGGAAUUUAGGGAAAUUGCAUCCACACCUGAGGGACUUAUUAGGGUGACAGACUUCGCUGCUUUGAUAGACAGAAUGGGAGAAGUUUUGGGAAAUCUGUGUGAUGUACCCCCAACGGAAUCACCACCAGAACCCGUAGAUCCAUGUAAGAAAUUUGCCUCCUUCGAUCGAGAAUGUGAAAUAACAAUGGCAAUGUGUAAUCCGGCGGAUCCAAGAUGCUGUGGUUGUCCCUUGAUGUUUAAGGACCCAGUAACCAAGUUGGAUAAAACGCCGUUCGAGGUAGCCUACAAACAGGGAAAUUGUUUAUGUGAGGAAUGUAUUCGAAAAUCACAUUUCUGUCUCCCAAAGUCCUUUCGCCCGAUCCUAAGCUAUGGAAAACCAAAAGUAUCUCGUUAUUACCCAGGAGCACCACCAGAAGACGCUGACAAUACUCCUUAAGUUCACUAUGACUAUCUUAAUAUAUUGAAUAAAAGUUUGAAGAGUUGAGUCACAUAGAA